Messenger RNA from Ailuropoda melanoleuca (giant panda), 5086 nucleotides. RefSeq names its product DEAD-box helicase 46 (gene DDX46). Gene Ontology annotation, molecular function: RNA helicase activity; nucleic acid binding; ATP binding. Bases 199 to 3297 code for a protein of 1032 amino acids. NCBI's taxonomy places the organism in Eukaryota, Metazoa, Chordata, Mammalia, Carnivora, Ursidae. The record is from RefSeq and is a predicted model, not a curated record. The transcript has 23 exons.
GCUUUUUCCUCCCUCUGCUGCGGGCGCCAGCACGUCCUGUUUUCGUUGGCCGCUCUCGGAUGGCCGCCCCCGAGGUAGCUGCUUUUCCCCCUUAGUCCUGCUCCUUGCCGGGCUAGCUGAGGGCGGUGCGGCCUCCUUUUUUGUCCGGUUCUUCUGCGCGGUGUCCCGAAGGACGCCGCUUUUCCCGCGGCCGGCAGCAUGGGUCGGGAGUCACGCCACUAUCGGAAACGUUCAGCAUCAAGGGGGCGCUCUGGAAGUCGUUCUAGAAGUCGCUCACCCUCAGACAAAAGAAGUAAACGUGGAGAUGACAGACGGUCUAGAAGCAGAGAUAGAGACAGAAGGAGAGAGAGGUCUCGUAGCAGGGAUAAAAGAAGAUCUCGGUCAAGAGACCGGAAGCGCCUUAGGCGUUCCAGAAGUAGGGAGAGAGAGAGAAGUCGAGAGCGAAGAAGAUCUCGAAGUCGAGACAGGAGACGUUCUAGGAGUAGAAGCCGAGGCCGGCGAUCCAGAUCCUCCAGUCCUGGCAAUAAAAGCAAGAAAGCUGAGAAUAGGUCUAGGUCCAAAGAGAAAACAGAUAGUGGGGAAAGUUCUAAAGAGAAGAAAAAAGACAAAGAUGACAAGGAGGAUGAAAAAGAAAAAGAUGCUGGCAACUUUGAUCAGAAUAAGCUGGAAGAAGAAAUGAGAAAACGAAAAGAAAGAGUAGAAAAAUGGCGAGAAGAGCAACGUAAAAAGGCCAUGGAAAACAUAGGGGAACUGAAAAAGGAAAUUGAAGAGAUGAAACAAGGGAAAAAAUGGAGUUUAGAAGAUGAUGAUGAUGAUGAAGAUGAUCCCGCAGAGGCUGAAAAGGAAGGAAAUGAAAUGGAGGGUGAGGAGUUAGAUCCAUUAGAUGCUUACAUGGAAGAAGUCAAAGAGGAAGUAAAGAAGUUUAAUAUGAGAAGUGUGAAAGGUGGUGGGGGAAAUGAAAAGAAGUCUGGGCCAACGGUCACAAAAGUUGUCACUGUCGUGACAACCAAAAAAGCAGUGGUAGAUUCUGAUAAGAAGAAAGGUGAGCUGAUGGAGAAUGACCAGGAUGCCAUGGAGUAUUCUUCAGAGGAGGAAGAAGUUGAUCUUCAGACAGCUCUUACAGGCUAUCAGACAAAACAGAGAAAGCUUCUAGAACCAGUGGACCAUGGAAAAAUUGAAUAUGAACCGUUCAGAAAAAACUUUUAUGUUGAAGUUCCAGAAUUAGCCAAAAUGUCUCAAGAGGAGGUAAAUGUAUUUCGGUUGGAAAUGGAGGGCAUUACUGUCAAGGGAAAAGGUUGCCCCAAACCAAUUAAAUCAUGGGUCCAGUGUGGCAUUUCCAUGAAGAUCUUAAAUUCUCUCAAAAAGCAUGGCUAUGAAAAGCCCACACCAAUCCAAACCCAGGCGAUUCCUGCUAUAAUGUCUGGACGAGAUUUGAUUGGUAUUGCCAAGACAGGAAGUGGAAAGACCAUUGCUUUUCUGUUACCCAUGUUUAGACACAUCAUGGAUCAGAGGUCAUUAGAAGAAGGAGAGGGGCCAAUAGCUGUCAUCAUGACUCCAACUCGAGAACUGGCUUUACAAAUUACUAAAGAAUGUAAGAAGUUUUCGAAGACCCUGGGACUUAGAGUGGUGUGUGUUUAUGGAGGAACAGGAAUCAGCGAGCAGAUUGCUGAGCUGAAAAGAGGUGCUGAAAUUAUUGUUUGCACACCUGGUCGAAUGAUUGACAUGUUAGCAGCUAACAGUGGUCGGGUCACAAAUCUUCGAAGAGUGACAUAUGUUGUUUUAGAUGAAGCAGACAGAAUGUUUGACAUGGGUUUUGAACCACAGGUCAUGCGCAUUGUGGAUAAUGUCCGUCCUGAUCGACAGACAGUUAUGUUUUCAGCUACUUUUCCCAGAGCUAUGGAGGCUUUGGCUCGCAGAAUCCUGAGUAAACCCAUUGAAGUGCAGGUUGGAGGCAGGAGUGUGGUUUGCUCAGACGUGGAACAACAAGUGAUUGUGAUUGAAGAAGAAAAGAAAUUCUUGAAGUUACUUGAGCUUCUUGGCCAUUACCAAGAGUCGGGAUCUGUCAUUAUAUUUGUGGAUAAGCAGGAACAUGCUGAUGGUCUUCUGAAAGAUUUGAUGAGAGCAUCUUAUCCUUGCAUGUCUCUUCAUGGAGGCAUUGAUCAAUAUGACAGAGAUAGCAUCAUAAAUGACUUUAAGAAUGGGACCUGCAAACUUCUCGUAGCUACUUCCGUUGCUGCCCGAGGUCUAGAUGUGAAGCAUCUGAUUCUUGUAGUAAAUUACAGCUGCCCCAACCAUUAUGAGGAUUAUGUGCACAGAGCAGGACGGACUGGAAGAGCAGGCAAUAAAGGUUAUGCGUAUACUUUUAUCACAGAAGAUCAAGCUCGCUAUGCUGGUGACAUAAUUAAAGCUCUUGAAUUGUCAGGAACUGCAGUGCCUCCUGACCUGGAGAAACUUUGGAGUGAUUUCAAAGAUCAGCAGAAAGCUGAAGGGAAAAUAAUUAAAAAGAGUAGUGGGUUCUCUGGUAAGGGAUUCAAGUUUGAUGAAACAGAACAAGCUUUGGCUAACGAGAGGAAGAAGUUGCAAAAAGCAGCUCUUGGUCUGCAGGAUUCAGAUGAUGAGGAUGCGGCAGUUGACAUUGAUGAACAAAUUGAAAGUAUGUUUAAUUCAAAGAAGAGAGUUAAGGAUAUGGCUGCGCCUGGAACGUCUAGUGUUCCUGCUCCAACUGCAGGAAAUGCUGAGAAAUUAGAAAUUGCUAAGAGAUUGGCUCUUAGAAUCAAUGCUCAGAAGAAUUUGGGCAUUGAGUCUCAGGUAGAUGUGAUGCAACAGGCCACCAAUGCAAUUCUCAGAGGUGGCACCAUCCUGGCUCCCACUGUGUCUGCCAAAACCAUUGCAGAGCAACUUGCUGAAAAGAUCAAUGCCAAGCUCAAUUAUGUGCCUUUGGAGAAACAAGAAGAGGAGAGACAGGAUGGUGGACAAAAUGAAUCUUUUAAGAGAUAUGAGGAAGAAUUAGAGAUCAAUGACUUCCCACAGACUGCUAGGUGGAAAGUUACCUCUAAGGAAGCUCUGCAGAGAAUCAGUGAAUAUUCUGAAGCCGCAAUUACAAUCAGAGGAACAUAUUUCCCUCCUGGCAAAGAACCUAAGGAAGGAGAGCGGAAAAUUUACUUGGCAAUUGAAAGUGCCAAUGAACUGGCUGUGCAGAAAGCAAAGGCAGAAAUCACCAGGCUUAUAAAAGAAGAACUGAUUCGGCUGCAAAAUUCAUACCAACCAACAAAUAAAGGAAGAUACAAAGUCUUAUAAAAUAUCUGGAAAAAACUUUUUACUUGUGCUGGUCUGUGACACAUGUGGCAAUUGUUGUCUCCAGUUUACAAUGUAUUGUAAAUUAAGAUUUUUAAAAUUCUGUCUUGCUGAUUUUUUUAAAUAUAUGAAACCAGUAUUUGGUAAAGAAAUCUUUCAGUAAGUACCACCAGAAUUAUCAAACUGUAUUUAAAGCAGGCCUGUUUUCAGCGUAUGAUGUUCUUUAAUGUAAACUUUAAAUAUCAAUAUUUUAAAUAUCUGGAUAAUACUCCAGAAGUUUAAAAAAAAUGGAAAUAUUUGGACUUUCUAUUGACAGUAAUAAAGUAUACAAGUCACUAAGGGGCUCUUCACCUUAUCCUCUUGAAAUGAAAUAGUGAUCAUCUCCUCAAAAAAAGGUAAAAUUCUCUAAUUUUCUGUCAUGUCCUGUCCCCGCUGCCCCGCACCCCAAGCUUAAAUCUUACUUGACUCAGUGGAACAAUAUGAACUGGAUUUAAGAAUGUUAUAAUAGAAUUUUUACAAAAUGUUUCAGUUUUUGUUUCAAUUUUUAUCAUCAUAAAUGGUCAAUAGUUGGACUGCUUUUUGGUUUUGUAAAAUUAAAGAUUUGUAGUAUAAGAGUUUUUUGCAUUUCUUUACACUGCAAAGAGUUUUAGUAUUUACUCCUUUUAGGUUCUCCUCACAACCUCUAGCUCUGUGUCUAGCUACUAAAUCUUUUUUAAUCUUCCUUAAAAGAAAGUGAUUUGUAGCCUAUAAAUAUUAAUGUUUCCUUUUUCCCCUGAAAGUGUUCAUAUAUCUGUACAUAAAAACACACUACUAAUUUUAAUCCACGUUUUCUCCAGGAUUAUUGAGUAGGUUAUGAAUUUUCUUUCUUAAAAAUUUUCAAGCAUAAUGGUACCUGUGUUGUAGACUUAGAUUUAAGUAUCUCUCAGUGAAAUUUAGCUCACAAGAAGUCAUAUAUUAAUUUUUGAUCCCUCAGAUACAUUUCCUGAAUAUUCUAAUUUAUUGUUAUAAUUGGAUCACCCAAUAUUCUUUUCAAGACUCCUGGUGUAUUAGAACUUGGUGGUGGUGUCACUUCUUGAAAAAAAGAAAAUUUCCAGGAAUUAAAUAGAUAUAUUUCUUAAGAGAAACAGAAGUUUCCGAAUAUUCUUGACUUGAGUUUUUUUAAAAAGAAAAAAAUAAAGUAUACUAAAAUCAUAUUAAUAGUACAUUAAGUGGUUAAAAUGACAAAGGGUAUCAAUCAUUUCUUCAAUAUAGUUAUUCUUACUGAAAAACUAAGAUGGAUAUAACCGGGAAAUAUUCUUCGAUCCCUUCCACAUCUACUUUCUUUUCUUAGAAGAAGAAAACAGACAAGACACAUGUAACAAGAGAACCAAGUAAACCAUUUACUCUAAAAUGCAGGCAUCUUGGGCUCCUUUUCCUUUCCUUUUAUUUAUUUGUUUAUUUUUAUUACCUAGUGAUUGUUUCUUUUGAUAGAAUAUGUGGUAGUCUCACAUUGGUGACAAUUGGUGCUUCCUUCAGCCUCCUGGAUCACUUUGAGAUUCAGAGUUUUACAUCAUUUUAGCAUUACUACCUUUAUGUUUGUGUAUCUAGUUGUAACAAACCACUGAUAGUAUUUUGUCCUAAAGUGAAACACGUUUCUCUGUUAUAACAUUUUUUAGUGUCACACUGACUCUUUGAUUUUUAAAAUCGGAAUGAUGUACAGACUAAAUUGUUUUUUUAAUGCAAUAUCAGUAUUUGCUCAUGUUUUCUAAAUUCCUUAUAAAAUAAAGUUAAUUCAGCCUACACUUUCCUAAAA